AUGGACCUCUGGGAAAUUGGAAGAAGAAAUCCAAGGGUUCGCAAGUAUUUAGGGAUGGUAGCAGGCAUCAGGACCCGUCGACAUUAUGCAAAUCUUGUAGGUCUUGCGAGACAACUGGCAUGGGUGAACCAUGAUGGGGAACGUACUUCUUUCCUUCUGACAUCCUUCAGCGUCGAGCUGGAUGAUCAGCACGAACGACAGGCCGUACUCUGUACUCGAAUCUGGCUUGACCGAGGGUUUGAAAAGUUUAAAUCGGCAUACAGUGAUUGGCAGCUAUCUAUUUUAUCAACAAGAAAGGUUAGAGACACAGAUGAAUUCGAAGAAAUGGGUACUGACCGUCGUUCAGCGAGAGCACCCGCUCCGGGCCUUCGCGACCACUUCAAGCCCGGAACUCUAGCCAGCCAAAGGAUAUGCGACACUAAUCAACGAGGUGUACAUCCUUCCAAGGUUCCAGAUCGGGAUUCGAGCGUCUUGCGUAAUGGCAAGAUGACCUUUGGUGACAGAGAUGGCGCACUAUGA
Molecule: messenger RNA, 519 nt
Organism: Guyanagaster necrorhizus
Lineage: Eukaryota; Fungi; Basidiomycota; Agaricomycetes; Agaricales; Physalacriaceae
Exons: 1
Coding region: 1-519 (172 amino acids)
Source: RefSeq, a predicted model, not a curated record